Molecule: messenger RNA, 5183 nt
Organism: Strongylocentrotus purpuratus (purple sea urchin)
Lineage: Eukaryota; Metazoa; Echinodermata; Echinoidea; Camarodonta; Strongylocentrotidae
Gene: zcchc24
Exons: 6
Coding region: 426-1385 (319 amino acids)
Molecular function (GO): zinc ion binding; nucleic acid binding
Source: RefSeq, a predicted model, not a curated record
CGCAAGUCCAGUGAAUGGAUAGGCUAUGUGCAUUGCUAGAAACUAGAGUUAGGAUUGGCAAAGAUGUGCGCAAGUGUUGUAAUGUACUGUCCGGAAAAAUCGCGAACCCGUGUAUGUUGACAAUACUCAAUGAGUAUACGGGCAAUGUAGAUUGUUUUAUUUACAACUAUACAAGGGGAAAUGAUCAUGGAAUAAUAUACGUGCUCUAAUGUCAACGAAUUUCGCGAAACGUCAACUUUUUUUGGAAAUAAAACCCGUGCGUGUGGAGAUAAUCUUCAUGUUGUGUUGCAGUUUUUUCGUUGCUGACUUUUGAUUUUCGCCCAAGAUGUUGUUUAACAUGUUUAUGAACAGAGUCGAAGGAGUUUAAGGAAUAGGAAAUUUAGUUUUAUCGAAGGGGGACUGAAUAUUCGUUUGAUUUUUCUUUCAUGUUGGAUGUUACUACUUUGGAGUAUAUCGGUGAACACAUUUCAGCCGUAAGCAUGGGGGAGGUAAUGGCCGCCGACAAGGUGUCGUGGCCGCAGAUGUUUGAUAUGAACCUCAACGCAACCUCAGCGAUAUACUCCCCGCACCAAUCCCGACAGAUCCUCUCCAACAACGGGGUAUCCUUCUGGCCGGGAGACAACAACACCACGAACUAUGCCACAACGAAUGGUACCAUUACAGAAGCACAGUUGCGCAACGAGUUGAGUGCACAUCGAGCUGCUGCCACAACGAAUGGCUACCAUCACAACAUCAUGGGCGAGCAGCACCAAUCCAGUCUUGGGUUGACGGGCAACUGGCCCGAGAAAUAUAUCAAUGAGAACCUACCCUUCGGCCAUCCACAGCAGCAUCACCACUAUAGGGAAGAAAGGCAUAUCCCAGUAACACAAACAACACAAACCAAACUCAUCACAUCACCAUAUGGCAGCGUAGGAGAUUUAGCUGACCAGUUCAAUGAUCUUUCCCUCAUCUCCGUCAAUGAUAGGAAACCAGGGAAGAGACCGCCCCCAACGUAUCUGUGUCAUCUGUGCUUCAACAAGGGUCACUACAUCAAGGAUUGCCCAGAGGCGAGACCGAAGGGCGAAGGUUUAACCCCCUACCAAGGCAAGAAGAGAUGUUUUGGCGAAUACAAAUGUCCCAAGUGUAAACGCAAGUGGAUGAGUGGGAACAGUUGGGCUAACAUGGGUCAGGAGUGCAUCAAAUGUCACAUCAACGUUUAUCCACACAAACAGCGACCCCUAGAGAAACUAGACGGAUUGGACGUGUCCGCGUACGACCACCUGAAGACCAAGCGCCCUCUUGAGAAACCUGAUGGAUUAGAUGUUUCGGACCAGAGCAAGGAGCACCCCCAGCACCUGUGUGAGAAGUGUAAGGCGCUGGGUUACUACUGUCGGCGGGUACAGUGAGGGGGGCGUGACCAAAGGACUGACCGUUACGCUGAACUCUCCGUCUUGUCCAAACUGGUCGCAUCAAGAAGGGAAUUCAUCAUACUUCAAGAGAAAGAUUCAAUCCCGAGUAGAAUCAUUCUAUUAUCAAGAGAGUCUAAACGAUACUGUCCCCUUUUCUUCUGUGUAAUUCUUUUGAUCUAUAAGUUUAAAAUGGACCUAGUUCUACAUGCUAGGUUUUUUUCAUUCCCUUCUUUUCUGUUUUGCUUUCCAUACGUAAGAUCUUAUGAUUUGAAAUGAUUUUAUGUAAUACAGUCAUAUUAUGCAUACCAGCUUAAAUGUAAUAAGUCCUUUUUUGUUGUUGAUGUUAAGAUAUUUGUUUAUUUUGAUGUUAGAGAACUUUGUCCAAUUUUAAGUGCUAUAUAAAUGCAGAAUGUAGGUUUUUAGUAGUCUUUAACUAUGCACAAAUAAAUGACGCAAAGAAAUUCUGCAGGUACCUAGUUGAAGGGGAGGGAUCAUUGAAAGAUACACGUAAUACUGGUACUGAUAUAUUUUACUCAAGAUAUCAGAGGGAUUGUCUUGAAACUAUUCAGAUAAGUGUAUAGCAUUUACAAAAUGGGUGCUGAAGUUGUGGGCUUCCCUUUAAAAGUAAUAUGAUAUUUAGAAGAGAUGAUGUAAAGCUCCUUUCUGUACAUUAUGUCCCAUAAUUCUCAUGCUUAUUUUCAUGCAUUUAUUUCUUUUCCCGAUGCACAAAACAGGUUGUUUGCAUUUUGUGUUAACAAAACAACAAAUCAUCAAAUUUUUAAAGACACUUAUAAAAGAAUCAAAUUUAAACUAAAGAUAAGAUAGUCUUAGCCUUUCUGUGUAUGUGGCUGACUGUUGUGACUUGUCAUAGAAUUAGAUAAUUUGUUUGUCACUUUCUAUAGAUAGCAUCAACAUCUAUGAUUUUUAUCAGAGUAUGCAGUUAGUAGUUGUGGUAUUACCUACAAAAUGUUUAACAUCUAAUUUCAAACAACAUAUUUUGAAUACCGGUACACUUCCAAAAUUGUAGCAUUUUCUGAUGAUUAAGUGAUCAAUUUUUGUUUCUCUCUAAAAAGAAGUUAUCUUCAGUACUUUUGCAAUGGCGUGUAUUCUGCCCCUGUUAUUUUUGCUUUGUGCCAGUACUUAAUUGUUGAGUUACUACAGGAAUCUUAAAGAAGCUCUACUCUCUUUUUGGUUCAAAGGAUUACAUUUAUCAGUGAUGUUCAAACAAAUUACUUGUGUUCACAUCAUAUAUGUGGUAUUAUCUCCCACCUUUAUGGGGGCUGCAGCUUCUAUAGUUUUCACUUACUUGAUUUAAGUGCUGUGAAAUUUAUUCAUUUGAUUGCAACUUUAAAAUAACAAACAGCAGUGAUGAAUUCUUCUUUGAAAAAAGAUAUAUGGAACAGACACUUAUAUCAUGUGAGAUUUAUAGAAUUGAGAUAUCUGUUUCAUUAUGUUAAACAUAAUGUUUGAUUUCAAGAAGAUUUGACCCACUUUUAUUUUGAGUCUCAGAAGUAUCAACCCUUAAGGAUUUUUCAUUAACAGACAAAUCAAAGACAUGAAAAUUAAAUUCUUUGAAAUGGAAUGUAUUUUAUGAGGUUACAAUUGUAAAAUAUGAUUCUUUUGCUGUAUUCUUUAAAAGUAUUAUUAUCCUUGCAAUAGUGCUAAAUACUGCUUCCAAACUAAUAUGUAUCACUGAUGAAACCAACACUUAUUUAAUGAACAUUUGUCCAUUCCCCUUUUUUUGGAAGUGGAGCCGUGCUACAUUGUAUGUAGAAAUACACUUAUGUUGAAAUGCAUCAAAGAUUACUAUAACAAAGUAACCAUUACAAACGUUACAAAGAUGAGUGUAACAACUGCCAAAGAGGAUGAAAUAUGCCUCCUUUCUUUUUUUCUAUUCAAACAUUUAAAAAAAAACCUGGCUGAAAAAUAAAGGAUCUUAUGUAUAUUUAGAUUAAAAAGAUUGUACAUGUUGGGUGUUCACUUUUAUGCAAAUUUUAUCGACGAGUUAUGGAUUUAUAUAUUUGUCAUACCUUAAAUGGGUUUUUAUUGUUCAUGUUUAAAGCUAUGAAAGUCAAGUAUGUAACCCACAAGUUGUAAAUAUAUAUAGUUUCUGAUAAAGAUGUGUACUACUUUCUUUGUUUAGUGUUGUAUAUUUGCUGGACAGGACUGAAGCUGUAACUAUAUAAGAGACAGAGCACAAAAUAAGUAAUGUAUAUAAAUGGGGAGCCCUUAUGUAUCAACAGAUUUAAAGUCACUGAAGCCAUAAUGUUGAGGUAUAUAAGAAAAUCAAGCAUUGCGUGAAUAGAGGAGGGUGGAAUCUCUCAAGUUUGAAUAGCUGUACAGAUUUUAAAUGAAAUCAUGCUUUUAGUUUUGGAGGAAAGUUAUUAUAAUUCAAGAUUUUCAUGAAGUUUUUAAAUCAGUGUAAGCAAGGUAACUGAGUCAUAAAGAGAAACCUGUUGUGAUUCUACUCCCACUUCAUGUAAUAAUCAUGUUAAAGGAAGUAACGUUCCAUUCGGAUGAUUUUAAAUUGAUACAGAUAUCAUGGCAAGAAAUUUAUUGCAUUAUUUCUUAUUUCAAUUAUUUCAUAUUUAUUAACAAUAUCUAUGAGACUUUGCAAUGUGUGCUAAAUUGACAAGUGCAAGAGACGGUUUAUUGUAUAUGCAUUUCUAAGGGAUGGCUAUAUAUUUAUCAUGAUAAGAUUCAUUUGAGUGUGCUAAAGAUUGGUUCUAUGCAGUUUUAAGAAGAACAUUACACAAGCUAAAUGGGAUCUCUGGAAGUAUUACCUAUAACUUGUUUCUAUAAUCAACUCAUUUCUCCUGUAGGUCUAAUCAUAGAGCCAUUUUACUCACGCUUUUAAUCUAAGGCAAUCAUUCAAAUUAUGAAAUUUUUUGAGCCACAAGCAAUCGGUGCAAAAGUUAAUGAAUAUGGCUAUCCCUACUGAGUAAUGCUAUGGGGGGGGGGGGGGUUGCUGCAGAGAUCAUGAAAAGGCUUAGAAAGUGCUAUAAAUCAAGAGUGUAUAUAUUUACCGGUAAUGCAAUUUAACAUGUCUGGUGCUGUACCCUCUUUAACACUUCUUUGUUUUUGUUUUUGAUCAGAACAGUGUAAAUAUCUUGUUUCGGUACUGCAAGUCAUUUUUUAUCUUGCCAUAGAUCUUAAGCUGUACAGAUUUGGUGAUAACACACAGUGGCAGAUAAAGCAUCAUCAUCUUUGGUUUGGCAGAGUUGUAUAUUAGUGAAGAAAAAACAGAAGGGCUAAUGUAUUUCAAUCCACAGGAGAUAUUGAAUUUUAUCUUACAGAACUAUAUUUGCACAUAUUGCUCAAAGAGGAAAUAAGCAGCAUUGCUUGCUCAAAAGGAUUCAGAAUGUGCUUGUGUCUGUAAAAUUUGUUGUCUGUCAUAUUUGUCUUUUUGCUGCCUUUUUAUUAUUACUUUCCAAGAUGUGUAAAUAAUGUUGCCUUUGAUAUCUGAAGGGAAGGAUGAAGUGAAGGUGGAAAGGAUGGUUAUAUCAGAUUUGUGUCCAUCGGCCAGAGUUUCUCUGCACAAUAAUACAUCAUACAAAAAGAAUCGACAGGAGUUGGCUUUUGAAAACUGAAUGAUUAUAAAGGGUUGAUUAGUGAUAUAUAGUAUGAUAUGGGCCUAGGUGGUUUUUCAUUUUUCUUCAUAAUGGGCUAUGUACUUAUGCAGCCAAGAUAAUGAUAAGAUUAUGCUAAAAUCUUGAACAAGAACAUUUCGUUACAUGACUCUCCAUAGACAAAAGGAUACUGAAGUACUCUUAUACAGACAGCACUCCAUGAUGA